GGCCGCGUCCGCAGCCGGGGCGCGGCGAUGGAGGGCGGCGCGGCCACGUUCUCGCUGGCCUACGCCGUGCUGGCCGUGUGCUUCGUGCUGCCGCCCAGCGAGUUCCACUCGGCCGGGCUGACGGUGCCGCAGCUGCUGGGCGGCUGGCUGGGCAGCGAGGACGCGGCCUUCGUGCAGUUCCACCUGCGGCGCGGCGCCGGCACGCUGCUGGCCCACGCCCUGCUCCCGCUGGGCUAUUACGUUGGCAUGUGCUUUGCCGCUCCAGAGAAGCAGCUCUGUGACGUUUAUAAGGCUCCAGACAGCUGGAAGGUCUUCUUCUUGCUGGCGGUCCUUGCCCCCACCCUUGCCGGCCUCCUAGUCUACUACUGGUCGAAAAAGGGCUGGAAGAACCACCCGCUGGUCAAGGUCCUCUCACUGUACGCCCUUCCGCAGUCGGGGUGGGCGGCCGUGGCCGCUUCCAUCAACACAGAAUUCAGGCGAGUGGACAAGUUUGCCACGGGGCCCCCAGGGGCUCGAGUGAUCGUCACAGACUCCUGGAUCAUGAAAGUGACCACCUACUGUUUGCAUCUUGCCCACCAAAGGGACAUCCACCUCACGGUGGUCGACUCCAGGCAGCACGAACUCUUGCCGGACUCCCACAUGCCUGCGCAGUUCCUCACCAUCCGUGUUGACAGCGUGAACCCUGGUGUGAAACCUUUCGAUAUCCGGCUGAAUUCAACUGAAUACGGGGAGCUACGGGAGAAGCUGCACGCGCCCAUCCGCAGUGCUGCGAAUGUGGUCAUCCGCCAGAGCCUCAGUGACUUGUUUCUGGAAACCUUUGCCUUACUGGUGGAGAGGAAUCAGACUUACUCUGUUGAAAGCAGUCAGGAUCUUGACCCUUGUGUUGGCUGCAUGCAGACGACUGCCAAUGUCAAGCUCUUCAAGAACUGCCAGGAGCCGGACGAGGGCGAGUGCCAGCCGUGCUUCUGCCGCCCCAUGUGGUGCCUCAGCUGCCUGGGGAGGUGGUUUGCCAGCCGGCAGGACCAGCAGCAGCCGGAGACCUGGCUCUCCAGCCGCGUGCCCUGCCCGACGUGCCGGGCAAAGUUCUGCAUCUUAGAUGUCUGUGCGAUCCGAUGAACGAGGCCUGGAACCUGUUGCAGCUCCGGGAGACUGUCAGGUCCGCGUAUGGACUUCAUUCUGCUCGUGUGGGUGCCUCUGCUACACUGUGCUUCGUUUUCCGUUCUGCUUAAUUUUCUUCGAUUCUAACUCACAUUUCAUUGCUGUAAUGGAACAAUUGGGAGUUUGUCCCCCAGCCUUUAAACUUUGGCGAUUCCUUUUUGUUCUGUUACAUUUUGGGUGACAGGUAGUCUUAUCACAUCAGACCUCUGCUGCCAGAAGUAUUCUUUAAAAUCAAAAGGGGUUAACUUCUCUGUAUUAAGCAGUAUAUAAUUGUAAAGUAUUCUUCCUAUGCUGAAACAAGAAUCACAGCUCAGCUUUUUUGGCAUGUAUAAAAUUCCAUCUCCAUUUCCCUAAAACAUCUUUAAAGUUUGUCCCCCCCCCCACCUUUUCAGCUUGUAUUAUCAUAUAUGCUUUAAAACUCAUUGAGUUUACUCCAAACUAGGCUAUUUUAACUUUAUUCCAUUUGAAAUCAACAACUUAGGUUAAUUCCACAGAGUUCAGUAAGAGCACAAUUCUUUUAAUAGUGUACUUCUGUGCAAAUCUAUUUAGCGUAAGCCUUCUCGAAUUCAGCCAGACUUAUGUCCACAUAAAUGGAUGGGCUUCAAUCCAUUAGUAACUUAGGAGUAGUUUUGUCACCUUUCAGUUCCUAGGGUAGCACCCAGUACUAUGCAGAGUAGGCCCAUUGAACUGCAUGCUACUUACAUUAGUGUGACUAACCAUGAUUCAUUUCAAAAGAUUUGCACUAGACAUUGCUAUACCUGGGAGUCCUACUUUUGGAUUCAAGCAUAGUAAGAACUAAGAAGAAACAACAUUCUUGGAUUUCUGUUCCAUUUGUUUUUUAAAAGAUUCAUUUGUAAGAAUGCAUAAAAUGGAAUAGUAAUCCUUUUAAAUCUUAGCUCAUAAGCUUAUUGUUGAGCUUACCAUUAUUUUUAGCAAAGGCCUUGGGUGGAAAAUGUGUUUGGAGAUUAAGCAAAACCAUGGUUUUGAAAAACGGAAUAUUACAUAAUUACCUUGCUCAUAAAAGGAGUUGGCUGUUUUCUAACAUGGAAAGCUCUACUCAAGCCCUUCCUGUGAAAAAACGUUUCCAGCUGAGAACUUCGGUUUUUUGCAUACACAAUUGGAGGCCAAAUUAAGGCCUUGAUUCUAUAAAUGAGAAGUUUAGAACUGGUUGGAUCAGAUCUGUGUAUAGGCACUUAAAUACAUGUCUCAUGAAAAAUGAAUUCCCAGUACAGUGGAUUUCAUUCAUGUUUUUCCCAAACACUGCGUUCUCUGUAUUCUUGUUGCUUUAUCAGUCCUAAGGCUCAUUUGUCCUCUGGGGCUGCUUGGGAACGUAAGGUGGGCAUUGGCAGGUUUGUAAUAAAGUGUGUGUCCGGAUGCUA
Messenger RNA from Varanus komodoensis (Komodo dragon), 2537 nucleotides. It is a transcript of the gene TMEM129, whose product is annotated as transmembrane protein 129, E3 ubiquitin ligase. Gene Ontology annotation, cellular component: endoplasmic reticulum; membrane. Lineage: Eukaryota; Metazoa; Chordata; Lepidosauria; Squamata; Varanidae. Gene Ontology annotation, biological process: protein ubiquitination. Gene Ontology annotation, molecular function: ubiquitin protein ligase activity. The transcript has 4 exons. Bases 28 to 1116 code for a protein of 362 amino acids. The record is from RefSeq and is a predicted model, not a curated record.